CAGCACGACCGCACAGGCGCACAACCAACAACCGCAUCGUAUGUGUCAUAAGGUUAUUAAAAGUAAACACAUUUGAAUUUAAAUUUUUUUAAUUUAGUUCCUAUUUUCAACUGAUUCAGUUAGCUACACCAUAAAUAGCUUAUUUUUGGCACAACUAACAAUAAUGAACAAUACUUUUUAUUAAUGCGGUAAAUUAGGAUAUCCCUAUUUUUUCAGAUUAUGCACAACAGUUCUGGAUUAAUACCUGCAAGAUUUUUAAUUUUGGUUUCCCAUUUUAUAAUUUCUGUUACUUUAUUAUGGAACAAGGAAGAGACAGUGAAAGCUUGUUCAAACGAAGUGAUAUCCCAAUCAGACCUCUUUCUAGACAAUUACCAUAUUCAGAUAUUUCAAUAGAACGUCCAGGAUGGUCGACUCUUUUGAUUUUGGCUGGAGUUUUAACAACUUUAGGAUUAUCACUGCCAGUAGGAUACAACAUAGGAGUUGUAAAUACACCAGCUGAGGUCAUAAAAAACUUUUGCCAAGAAGCUAUAAAAGAGCGAUACAGUACUUCCGUCACCUUUUACCAACUGGAUUUGAUAUGGUCGUCGAUAGUGGCAAUUUUUCUAGUCGGAGCAGCAAUAGGUUCCUUGGGUGGAUCCGUUCUUGCGGAUAAAAUUGGUCGAAAAGGUGUUUUGUUCGUUUGUUCAAUCUUAGGAACUCUUGCGGCAGCUGUAUUUGUCUCGUCCAGACCACUUAUGUCAAUAGAAUUAUUGUUUCUAGGAAGAUUAUUAAUUGGACUUUGCUCAGGUCUUACUACAAGUGUUGUUCCUAUGUAUCUUACCGAAUUGGCUCCACUAGAACUUAGAGGUUCAACUGGUGUACUUUGUCCACUAGGCGUGACAAUUGGUGUUUUAGCAGGUCAAAUUGUAUCAAUGCGGGAUUUAUUAGGUAAUUACAAUUAUUGGCCUCACUGUAUUGCUGCAUAUGUAAUUCCUCUAAUUUUGUGUGCCUUAUUAUUACCGAUACUGCCAGAAAGUCCUAAAUAUUUAUUUGUGAUAAAAAAUGAACAUCAUAAAGCCUUCCAACAAUUAAAAAAACUUAGAAAUAUCGGUGAAGAUUCUCUUAGUGCAGAAAUCGAAGAACUCAAAAAAGAACAAUUAGACAACGAAAAGAACAUUGGCGCUAAUUGGAAUAUAGGAAGAGUUGUCACUGAUCGUAGUCUUCUGUUGCCUUUGUUGUUAGUUUGUUUCCUACAAGCUGGACAACAGCUUAGUGGAAUUAAUGCUGUAUUUUUUUAUUCUACUGAAAUAUUCCAUGUAGCUGGUCUUUCUGAUCAAGAAAGCGAACUAGCUACAAUCGGAUCAGGUUUGUGUAACUGUUUUAUGGCAAUAUUAUCUAUAUGGACAAUGUCAGCAUUCAACAGAAGAUUAUGUAUACUCAUUAGUACUGCCACAUCUGCUGCCUUCCUCGUUCUCUUAGGAAUAUCUAUUAUGUAUAUAAAUUCGUACUCAUUUGUGCCUUAUUUAAGCAUAGUAGGAGUGCUAGGAUUUGUCCUGAGUUAUGGUAUUGGCCUUGGACCUAUUCCUUACUUUGUAGGAUCUGAAUUGUUCGAAGUUGGACCUAGACCCAGUGCAAUGGCUUUAGGAAGUAUGUCUAACUGGAGUGGUAAUUUCGUGAUUGGUUUGACAUUUCCUAUUAUGCAAUAUUAUAUAGGUCCAGCUUCGUUCUUCCUAUUUGCUCUUAUCGUUAUAGGAUUAUUUGCUUUUGUAAGCUAUUAUCUUCCAGAAACAAGAGGCCGAGAUAUAAAAGAAAUAGUUGAAUUAUGUAAUCGAGGUUUGUACUCUAAACCUCUGCAAUCUCGAAUUUCAGCUUCAUCGCCAGAAAGUCAGAAGAUGAAUUGUUACAGAAAUGGCGUCCUGUGAAAAAUAAGUACUUAAUUCAAAUCUGUUUUCAAAUAAUCGCCACCUUAGAAAUAGUUGACAUAAAAAGUUUUGAUUCUUCGCUGUAAUUGUUACCUUUGAACGCAGUUCAUCUUAUAACUAAAGCGAUUGCCCUAUAUUAUUCAAAAGUAUGUAGUUUGAAGUAAUUCACGGUGUCUUUAUUACUCAGUAAUUUAUUAAUGAUUUAUCAAUUGAUAAUUUUUGUUCAAAAAGACAUCUCUUAUGUUAACAAGUGUUUUAUUUAUUCGAACUUGAUGAGGGCCUGUGAAAAUAGAUUUAUGUCUGUUUUAUCUCUCUAUAUGGCUGUGUGACUAGUUUUUAGAUGAAAUUCAACAAUAAAAGUAUUCACAAAGUUGCAUAUUAGCAUUUUCUAAAAGAAUUUCGAUAACAAGACCACUCCAAAAUUUCUAAUUUUAAAAAUUUAUCAAAUAAGUAAAAAGACUGUGGGUUGCUUUAAAAAAUUGUCGCUUUUUAUUAAAUAGUUUGGUUUUACCCAGUCCCCCAAUCGCACAACAUAAUAUAUUUGGAGUUAAAGUAUAAAGGAAAUAAUAUAAUAAAAAAGAAAUAAUUUAAUAAUUUAAGAUGAUCUAAAGCAUUGGUAAAAACUAUAACAUGUACUUAACUGUCAACAGAAAAACUCAAUAUGAUCAAAUUAAUUUGGAUACAAUUUUUAUUUGUCUUUUAUAUUUUUUCUAAUUUUGACAUAUAAUCGCAGCCAGUUGCAUAAAGUUGAUCAUUAUGAAACUGGUUACGAAAAAUUCAUUGUAACCAGUUGCGAAAAGAAAACAAAAAUUUACCUUUUUGGUUUUAAAAUUAAUACAUACAUUAUUAUUAACAGUUUAUAUCAAAAGAGGGGAGGUUGGCUAUAUAUAAAUAGAAUUUGAUUAGUGAACUUGCAAUUUUUUGGAAGAAAUGCAAAAACAGGUCGAUUUUUAUCUCAAGGGGGACAUCUUUCUAUAAUAUCCUCAACUGUCAUAUGUCAUUCCUCUCCCCUACUUCAAUCUAACCAAUAAAAUUUAAAUAGGGAAAUUACCAAGUAUAACACUUUGUCGGAAAGGGCAUUCAGCAAUAUGACUGUUGUUCCUUUUAAUUUUAACGCCCUCUAGCGGGAUAUAAAAUUAUUACCUAUGAUAAAGUGUGACACUUCAUUUAGAUUGACGUAGGGGAGAGGAAUGCCAUAUGACAGUUGAGGAUAUUAUAGACAGGUCUUUCUUGAAAUAAAAAUUUUUGCAUUUCUUUAAAAAAAAAAUCUAAUUCAAGAUAUUCUGAGAUACAGCCGGUCGUCAUCCUUAAUGAAUCACCCUGUACAAUUUACUAUCAAUCUACAGUUAAGUUAUUGAGUGAUUUGCGAAUAUUUGUAUAUACUUUAUUAUAAUUAACAAGAAAUAUUAAUUUAAUUUGAGCUGGUACAAAAGUUGACGAGAUAAUGAAUUUAUAUUUUAACUUAACUGGCAAAGACAACGCAAGUGCUGCAACCACGCUGCAACUAACUGUGAUUGUUAUGUGUGCUUAAUGCCAAUUUAUAUAUAGAUAACUACAUCUUGGCGUUAGUGAAUUUCAAAUUAUUAGCUUGAAGCAGCCAGAUGUGACUUAAGAAAUAAAAUGUAAUAUAUUCCAAUCAUUGGCCAUGAACAAAUUCACUGCCUUAUUUUUGCAAAGUCAUUUACAUUUGUCAUCUUACCUUGUUGUUCUAUGCAGAAAAAUUGUUUUCAUCAAAAUGAUUCACGUAAUUUUAUUUAAUUGAAUUGUUUUCAAUCUAAAACAAGACACUUAUAAUGAGAGUAUAAGGGUCAAAACUAUUAUUACUUCACCUAUCCCAAUAUCUAUGUAACUAUAAAAAUGAUUAAUGAUAAAAAAUGUCCACUACAAAACAAAUGUAUUAGUUACAUCGUCUCAUUGCUGUCUAUAACUUUGGGAAAACAAUUUUCAAAAUACUUAAUUUAAAAAUGAGUGACGAAUAAGUAGUUUAAUAUGAUCUAUUUUAGAUAUAAUUAAUUAUUAAAACACUUUGAUGUUUAAAGAUUUAUUCGGAUUGUAACAUAGCAUUUGAUACAACCAUAGCCCUCCUGAGGGCUAUGGAUACAACUUACAAUACAUAACAUCAUGUUUUUAUAAGUGACAAGACAAGACACUUGACAUGACUUGACAUAUGGUUAGGGUUAGGGUGCUUUUACAUAACAUUCAAACAGACAGGUUACAAGGGUAUAGUGAAUUAAAAUGUACAGCACAUUGUAAACACUAAACAG
Molecule: messenger RNA, 4165 nt
Organism: Psylliodes chrysocephalus
Lineage: Eukaryota; Metazoa; Arthropoda; Insecta; Coleoptera; Chrysomelidae
Source: the annotation of a GenBank genome assembly